This is a messenger RNA of Tripterygium wilfordii, 2187 nucleotides long. RefSeq names its product glycerol-3-phosphate acyltransferase 1. Gene Ontology annotation, biological process: cutin biosynthetic process. Bases 61 to 1671 code for a protein of 536 amino acids. The transcript has 2 exons. NCBI's taxonomy places the organism in Eukaryota, Viridiplantae, Streptophyta, Magnoliopsida, Celastrales, Celastraceae. The record is from RefSeq and is a predicted model, not a curated record. Gene Ontology annotation, molecular function: phosphatase activity; glycerol-3-phosphate 2-O-acyltransferase activity. Gene Ontology annotation, cellular component: membrane.
UUCCCCUGUCUCUCACUCUGUCUUUCCUUCCCCAAGAUUGAAGUAAAACAAACAAAAAAGAUGGUGUUCCCAAUGGUGCUUCUGAAACUAGCAGAGUGGGUAUUGUACCAACUCUUAGCCAACUCAUGUUACAGAGCUGCAACAAAGAUGAGAAGCUAUGGUUUCUUUCUCAAAAACCCAUCUUUUAAAUCAUCACAACUGUCACAGCAGAAUUGUUUUCCGAGUGUUACCAAGUGUAGUUUGGAGGGUAGAGGGUCUGCUGAUAAAAUACUAGUAUGUGACAUUCCUGGUGUUCUGUUGAGAAACAAAUCUUUCUUCCCUUAUUUCAUGCUAGUUGCCUUUGAAGGUGGUUGCAUUUUGAGGGCAUUUUUGCUGUUGUUGUCGUGUUCUUUUUUGUGGGUUUUGAACAAUGAGCUUCAAUUGAAAGUCAUGAUCUUUAUUACCUUCUGUGGGCUUAGAGUCAAGGACAUGAAAAGUGUUAGCAGGGCUGUUUUGCCUAAGUUUUAUCUUGAGAAUCUCAAUCUUCAAGCCUAUGAGCUUUUGGCUUCUGCUGGUUCUAAAGUUGUAGUCACCAAUGUUCCAAAAAUAAUGGUUGAAGGAUUUCUUAAGGAAUAUUUAAGUGUUAAUAAGGUUAUAGGCACUGAGUUGCACACUCUUGGGCACCUGUUUACUGGUUUGGUUUCUGGUUCUGGUUUACUUUCGAAGCACACAGCAGUUAAGGAGCAUUUUGGAGACAAAAAGCCUGAUAUUGGACUUGGAUGUUCAAGCCAACAUGACCUCCUCUUUCUCUCACUAUGCAAGGAAGGUUAUGUGAUAAACAAGGAGGAUGGCAAAAUCAAUUCAGCAAUGCCAAGGCACAAGUACCCAAAGCCUCUUGUAUUCCAUGAUGGAAGGCUUGCAUUCUUGCCUACUCCCUUGGCAACACUAGCAAUGUUCAUGUGGCUUCCCAUUGGAAUAAUCCUUUCCAUAUUCAGACUCUUCGUGGGAAUCUUCCUUCCAUACAACUUAGCCAACUUUUUGGCUACAUUGAGUGGUGUGAGAAUAUGUGUCAAAGGCUGCAAACUGAACCCUUCAAAAACUUCCAAAAAGGGAGUCCUCUAUGUUUGCACUCACAGAACACUCCUAGACCCAGUUUUUCUAAGCACUUCCUUGGGGAAACCAUUAACUGCAGUCACAUACAGUCUGAGCAAAAUGUCUGAAAUCAUAGCUCCUAUUAGAACGGUGAGGCUUACAAGGGACAGAAAGAAAGAUGGAGAGACAAUGGAGAGGCUGCUUGGUGAGGGAGAUUUGGUGGUGUGUCCAGAAGGAACAACAUGUAGAGAGCCAUAUUUGUUGAGAUUCAGCUCUCUAUUUGCAGAAUUGGCAGAGGAGAUAGUCCCAGUGGCAAUGAACACACAAGUGAGCAUGUUCUAUGGGACAACAGCAAGUGGGUUUAAAUGCUUGGAUCCAAUCUUCUUCUUGAUGAAUCCAAGACCUUCCUACCAUGUUCAAAUCCUUGGGAAGGUCCCUAGACGGUUGACAUGUGCUGGUGGAAAAUCAAGCUGUGAAGUAGCAAACUACAUCCAAAAACAACUGGGUCUUACUUUGGGAUUUGAGUGCACCAAUCUUACUAGGAAGGACAAGUACUUGAUGCUAGCAGGUCAUGAAGGGAUUGUCCAACAAACAUCGUGAGAGAAAGUGUUAAUUACUCGUCUAAUAUCGAUCCCAUUAAUUUUAUGAAUCCUUCUUUUUCCCCUAAAAGAUUCUUAAUUAACCAUUUAAUUUUUCAGUGAUGGUUAUUUAAUUUUUCUACGCCAUGAGAUAGAUAUAUAUAUAUAUAUAUAUAUAUAUAUAUGAGGUAUUUACUUAAUAAUAAUUUAUGAGCAGUGACAAGGUAUGGAGUAAUGUUAAGAAUUGAAUAGGUUGCUUGGAGAACGCAAGUAAUGUGUACAUAAUACAUACAGGCAUGGUCAAUUGGUGAUGGCGGUUUGAGCAUUCAAGGAUGGAUGGAAGCUUUUAAUAGGGUGAGGGUGGGGGAUAUCUACACAUGAUGGUGCAGUGCAGCUCCUACUCAGUGCUGAGUGCUGACACUUGAAAUUUAUUUUCUCUCAGAAUUUUAUUAAUUUCUUCUGGUAAUUAAUUAAAGAAUAAUUUAAUAUAUAUAGGAAGAUCAUGCUGUAUGCCUGUAUGUAUUGUAUACUGCUAUAU